UUUUUUUCUUUUUUUUGUUUUGUAAAAUUCCUCGCUGUCCGCCUCUUAAGAAGCGAGCUGCUCCUGCCAUCUCAAAGAUAAUUUUUCUGGAAGAAAGCUACUUCAUCUCCUCCAAAGCUAUGAACUUUGAGAAGAAAACAGGGGAAGGAGAGUGCGGCUACGAAGCUGCCAUUGGGAGUCUAAAGAAGGUGAUGGCGGUGGUUGACAGCGGCGCUCCGGCGAAGCAAGCCAUGAUGUGGGCUCUCACGCACGUAGCCAACAAGGGAGAUAUCCUCACUCUUCUCUACGUUAUACCGCACUCUGCCGAUCGCUCUCCAACUUCUUCUUCUUCUUCUACCAUGAGAGAGGAAAAGGCUCGCCUUUCUGUCAGCUCUCUUGCCUCCCUCUGUAAAGCCUGUCGCCCUGAGGUGCAAGUGGAAGCUCUGGUGAUCAGAGGACCAAAGCUUGCCACGGUUCUCAAACAAGCGAAGCGGUUAAAGAUCUCUGUUCUUGUUUUAAGCCAAACAAAGUCUUCUGUUCUGUCUUGCCUUAUGAUGAGAAGAAAUGAUAGUUUUGUGGAACAGUGCAUUGAGAAGGCAGAGUGCUUGGCCAUAGCUGUGAGGAAACGGAGCAAUGGAGUAGGGGGUUACCUGGUGAGCACCAGAUGCCAGAGAAACUUCUGGCUUUUGGCUUGAAAUGUUUCGCUUCACAAGAUUAACGCACUGUGCGAAUUAAAACAACAGCUUUUCUUACCUAAAAGUUUUUCUGUAUAGAAAAAAAUGUAUUUUUUAUUAUUAACAGUAGUUCCCUGCUUGUUUUGUUGAUCAAUGUCUUCAUAAUUCUUCCCUGUUUUUGUUGCAGUUUU
Molecule: messenger RNA, 844 nt
Organism: Phalaenopsis equestris
Lineage: Eukaryota; Viridiplantae; Streptophyta; Magnoliopsida; Asparagales; Orchidaceae
Exons: 3
Coding region: 120-674 (184 amino acids)
Source: RefSeq, a predicted model, not a curated record